Messenger RNA from Penicillium manginii, 882 nucleotides. Its product is annotated as Negative regulator of the PHO system. Lineage: Eukaryota; Fungi; Ascomycota; Eurotiomycetes; Eurotiales; Aspergillaceae. The record is from RefSeq and is a predicted model, not a curated record. Bases 1 to 882 code for a protein of 293 amino acids. Gene Ontology annotation, biological process: protein phosphorylation. Gene Ontology annotation, molecular function: cyclin-dependent protein serine/threonine kinase activity; ATP binding. The transcript has a single exon. Gene Ontology annotation, cellular component: nucleus; cytoplasm.
AUGGUCGCCCUGAAGGAAAUCCACCUCGACUCCGAAGAAGGCACCCCCUCCACCGCCAUCCGUGAAAUCUCCCUGAUGAAAGAACUCAAGCACGAAAGCAUCGUCUCCCUCUACGACGUCAUCCACACCGAGAACAAGCUCAUGCUCGUCUUCGAAUUCAUGGACAGGGAUCUAAAGCGCUACAUGGACACCCGCGGUGACCGCGGCCAACUAGACCCCGCCACAAUCAAGUCCUUCAUGCACCAACUGAUGAAAGGCAUCGCCUUCUGCCACGAGAACAGGGUUCUACACCGAGACCUGAAGCCGCAAAACCUCCUAAUCAACAAAAAAGGCCAACUCAAGCUCGGCGACUUCGGUCUCGCGCGCGCAUUUGGUAUUCCGGUUAACACCUUCUCCAACGAGGUCGUCACGCUAUGGUACCGGGCACCAGACGUCCUCCUCGGCAGUCGCACUUACAACACCAGCAUCGACAUCUGGUCAGCGGGCUGCAUCAUGGCAGAGAUGUACACGGGCCGUCCGCUAUUCCCGGGCACCACAAACGAAGACCAAUUGCUCAAGAUCUUCCGGCUGAUGGGGACACCCUCCGAACGCUCUUGGCCGGGCAUCUCGCAAUUGCCGGAAUAUAAACCGACCUUUCACGUGUACGCGACGCAAGAUCUGGGCCUAAUCUUGCCCCAGAUCGACCCGUUGGGCCUGGAUCUGCUAAACCGCAUGCUCCAGCUACGCCCGGAGAUGCGGAUUAGCGCCGCUGACGCCCUGCAGCACCCUUGGUUCCAUGAUUUGCCUCAGGUGCAGGCUCAGUUGCAGCAGCAACAGCAGCAGCAACAGCAGCAGAUGGCGGGGGCAUAUGGGGGAAUGGUUCCUCCUCAAUCUGCGUACUAG